AAGUUGUUGCCGUUCUCUCACCGGGAAUCGAUUUCCGUUCCUUUUGCCGUAGGCGGGAGACGUACAGGCGCUGUGAAGCGAGUGUGGUUGAAAGGAAGUAUUUCUGAGAUAGAAUGGAACAAAAGGGAGCCACGCCAAGUCAGGCAUCUGAAUCUAGCAAUGUAUUGGAUAUCUCCUGGACUUACGACAUAUCGCACAGCGCUCAGCAGAGAGAGCCUCCUGAUGGUAUUCGGGGAGAUGACUUCAACAUGCCUUCAACACCUGCCUCAUCAGGACCUCUAGCGGAUGAUGCAGACUCCCAAGUAAGUGUUUGUGAAGAUGAAAAAUCUCACCACCAAGCUUUAAGAUCUGCAUCUCAUCCUACAGCCACAUCAAUGCUGGAAGAUAAAGCAGCCAUAACAGAUAACCAAAUAAAAAAUAACUUGGAGUCAUUUUAUGAAUUAAAUUGUCAGAAACAAUGCAAUCAAGAGGAUAACGCAAUAUUGGAUCAACUUUCUGAGAAAAUAUCAGACUUGCGUACAAAGAAUCAGAUGUAUGCACUCCGGAGCUUCCAGAUGGCAAGGAUUAUUUUAAAUCGAGAUGGAUCGAAUGUCUUGCGAAAUCAUUCUACAGACUCAGUCUUCUCAUCAGCAAAACCCUCCGAUUCCACCACAAACACAGAGCCUAUACCUGGAAUUUCAGAAGACGCAAUUUGUUUUAUCAGGAAUAAAAAUAAAUCUUGAGUGAUUCAAUAGGUUUAAUUCUCCAGGAAGCUAUAGGAUACCUUUUGUUAAUUGCCUCUCCUUUUUAGAUGGUGCUGUCACGUGAUUUAGGCCUUCAUGGCAGCCUUUUGGUCUAUACUGGAAAAAGAGAUUAGCUACACUUGUUCCCCAUCUGGUGGUGCCCUCCGCUUUACAAUCUUAUUCAUAGCUAGACACACUCCACCUCCCACCCCAUUAUCUCCAUAUGCAAAGUGGGAGACCUUGAGGGGAAUAUACCUUGAAAGGCAUCAUUUAUGUUUACAUUUAUUUAUAUAGCACCAGCAGAUUCUAUAGCGCUGGGAGUAGUAGUAGUA
Messenger RNA from Spea bombifrons (plains spadefoot toad), 1054 nucleotides. It is a transcript of the gene SHLD1, whose product is annotated as shieldin complex subunit 1. The record is from RefSeq and is a predicted model, not a curated record. The transcript has 3 exons. Gene Ontology annotation, cellular component: site of double-strand break. Lineage: Eukaryota; Metazoa; Chordata; Amphibia; Anura; Pelobatidae. Bases 114 to 722 code for a protein of 202 amino acids. Gene Ontology annotation, biological process: positive regulation of isotype switching; negative regulation of double-strand break repair via homologous recombination; positive regulation of double-strand break repair via nonhomologous end joining.